AUGAUUAGAUUCAAAAGUUUAAAAAAGAUGCAUGAUCAAUAUGGUUCAGUUAUACGUGUAGGUCCUAAAGCGAUUUCCAUUGGUGAUAAAGACUUGAUUAAAUCAGUAUUAGUCCAUCACGAUCUUCCAAAAUCACCUAUCUAUAAUAUAUUAAAGAAACAAGGAGAAUCUAUGUUUAAUACAACUAAUAAGCAAUUUCAUAAAAAUAGAAGAAGAUUAGUUUCACCUGCUUUUUCUAUCAAGUAUUUGAGCUCAUUAGAGCCCUUCAUGGCCUCUGUCAUGAAUACAUUUAUAAACAAAAUAAAUCAAGAAAUAGACGAGUCAACUAACGAAGAAGGAUAUGCAGUGAUUGAUAUUUGGUGUCUGUUACAACAUGUAGCCUUUGAUAUCAUAGGUGAAACUGCGUUUGGUCAAACGUUUCACAUGAUUGAAAAUAAGGGUGAUCAUUGUGUUAUGAAAUAUAUGCUAUUAAGAUUCAAAUUAGCUGCGUAUGUUAUCUCUUAUAUGUCCAUUGCUAAAUUUCUUUUCUCGGGGCGUAUUCCUAAAAAAGUGCUUGAUGUAACGAUUUUUACUAUUUUAUUUAUUUAUUUUUUGAAUAAUAUCUAUACAAGUCGGAAAGAAGAGAAUAAUAAUACUAAUACUAAAAGAAAAGAUAUUUUACAAGCUUUAAUUGAUACACAAGAUGCUACACAGCCUGAAGAUCGUUUAUCCCCUGAGGCCAUUCUUAUUGAGACUUACUUGUUCCUUGCCGCUGGAUCUGAAACAACAAGUAAUACAGUUGGAUUUGCAAUUAUUGAAUUACUUCGUCAUCCCAGUAAAUUGAAAAAAUUAUAUCAAGAGAUAGAUACCGUACCUUUUAAAGAUGGAAGUCACCACUUAUUAUGUCAUGAUACCUUAAAGAAACUUCCUUAUCUAAAUGGAGUUAUCAACGAAACUUUACGUUUAAAUCCUGUAAGUGCUGUGGGUUUUCCUCGAUAUACAGAUCAAGAUAUUUUACUUGGAGAACAUUUGUUCAUUCCAAAAGAGACUACUGUUGUUUGUAAUGGCUAUUAUGCUCAAUUAAAUGACAAGUAUUGGCCAAAUGCUUCUCAAUUUUUACCAGAGAGAUGGAUUCCCGGUGAAAAAGAAUUUAAAGAGUCCAAACAUGUGGAUGCAUUUUUUCCUUUUAGUUCAGGAUCAAGAAAUUGUAUCGGCAAAAAUUUUGCUUAUCAAGAAAUGCGUAUUAUUAUUGCUUCUAUCCUUAAAAAUUAUGAAAUUGUACCUAUUAAGGAUGAAAUGCAACAUGCAACUCAUCUUCGACAAUAUCUUACUCUUUGUAUAGCUAAACGUAGUUUUAAGAUUAAAAUAAUAAAGCGUGUCUAA
Molecule: messenger RNA, 1362 nt
Organism: Cokeromyces recurvatus
Lineage: Eukaryota; Fungi; Mucoromycota; Mucoromycetes; Mucorales; Mucoraceae
Product: cytochrome P450
Exons: 6
Coding region: 1-1362 (453 amino acids)
Molecular function (GO): oxidoreductase activity, acting on paired donors, with incorporation or reduction of molecular oxygen; monooxygenase activity; heme binding
Source: RefSeq, a predicted model, not a curated record